AUGACCGAGUCCAAAUUCUCCGACAGCUUCACUUUUCUACCCCAAGGCGGCAUCAUACAAGAGUUCAAAGUGGGUGGGCGGAACAUUGUCCUGGGCUUCCCCUCUGCAGCUUCCUACAAGACGAAAAACAACCCGUUCUUCGGCGAGAACAUUGGGAGGGUAGCAAACCGAAUCUCCAACGCGAAGAUUAACAACUUGAAUGGCAAGAGCUACGAUUUGCAUGCGAACAAUGGGCCGAAUACUCUGCAUGGAGGUAUUCAAGGAUGGAGCAAGAAGGACUGGGAUGGCCCAAGCCCGACAGAGCGGAACGGACGGGAUGCGGUCGUGUUCAAGUAUUUGAGCAAGGACGGCGAGGAAGGAUUCCCUGGGACUGUGGAGAUGAAGAUGUGGUAUUUUCCAUCUGUCGAGAAGGAAGAUGGCGUUGAGAAGACGAGUCUCGAGAUUGAGUACGAGGUUGAACUCGUGGGUGACGAAGUCGAGGAGACGGCUGUUGCUUUGACGAACCACAGCUACUUCAACAUCAGCGACGGUCCGACGCUGGAAGGCACACAAGCAACCCUAUCAACCAACCUCCACCAAGUCACAGACGCCAACAGCAUUCCAACCGGCGCGAUUGAACCCUACCCCGAAUUCGAAGCCAACAAAGAAUUCACUCUCGGUGCAAAGACGCCAGAUCCAGACCACUGCUUCGUCAUGAAAACCGACCCCGCUAGCGUCUCCAUCGACACGCGCCAAGACCCCAUGCAGAAACUGUGCUCCUUCUACCAUCCCAACACCAAGAUCCACCUCGAAGCCCUCAGCACCGAGCCAGCUUUCCAGUUCUACACCGGUCGGCAUCUCAAUGUGCCUGAGAUGGACGGGAUGCCGGCGAGAGGGCCAAGGAGCGGUAUGUGUCUCGAGGCGAGUCGCUAUGUCAACGCCAUCAACGACGAGAAGUGGAGACACACCGUCGUGCUCAAGAAGGGGCAGAAAUGGGGCAGUCGAACUAUCUACAGGGCGUGGGCUGCGUAG
Molecule: messenger RNA, 1011 nt
Organism: Saxophila tyrrhenica
Lineage: Eukaryota; Fungi; Ascomycota; Dothideomycetes; Mycosphaerellales; Extremaceae
Exons: 2
Coding region: 1-1011 (336 amino acids)
Biological process (GO): glucose metabolic process; beta-D-galactose catabolic process via UDP-galactose, Leloir pathway
Molecular function (GO): aldose 1-epimerase activity; carbohydrate binding
Source: RefSeq, a predicted model, not a curated record